Lachancea mirantina is the source of this 849-nucleotide messenger RNA. The record is from the annotation of a GenBank genome assembly. NCBI's taxonomy places the organism in Eukaryota, Fungi, Ascomycota, Saccharomycetes, Saccharomycetales, Saccharomycetaceae.
AUGGAUAAAUUCCAGGAUAUUUGCCACCAAAACGAGCAGUUUCAAUGCCUUAUCUAUAUUAGGAUUAAUGGACGUGAUGCAUAUUUAAAUGACGAUUUUCAAUUCGAAAACUGCAUGCGAAUAUUGCCGCUGGAACAACAGGCCCGGAUUCUCGAGAAACGAGGUCGAACGCGUCAAAUAGCGUUGGUUUCGCAAUUACUACAGCUGAUGGGGUGUUGUAAGGCUACAAGACGGAAUAUUGGUGAUUUGAAGUUUAGUAAUGGAAAGUUUGGGAAACCAAGACUGUUGGGUCGACGAGUUCCGGCGUUUAGUAUGUCUAAUAGCGACGGAUUCUGUGCGAUGUUUUUGAGACGAAACAGCGGCGACGAGGACGACGAAAAUGGCAUACCUAGCGAGGUGGGACUGGAUCUGGCGUCGACCACUGACUGUAAAUCCUGGAACGAUGAAUACCUGAACGAAUUUAAAGACAUAUUUUCAGUUCACGAGUUUACACACCUGAGAAAGACACUGGAUGCCGGCCGGGGUCGAAAACUGCUUGAUCGAAUUUUCACACACUAUUGGUCCAUGAAAGAAGCGUAUACUAAGUUUACGGGCACGGGAUUGAACUGUGAUCUGAGUGAAAUCGAUUUGGGUUCGGUUAGUGAGAGUGACUACAAUCGUAAUGCUGAGUUUAUAAGGACUGUACAAAUUGAUCAACGAUGCAUGGUUUUUCGAUCAAAAUGGAUCAAUGAAACGGUAGUAGCUACCGUUUGCUACGAAAUGGGUUCUGAUGAUGCGGGAAGUCCAGGAUUGACCAUGUGUUCGCUUGAAUUACCCGAAGUCAUUAUAGAAGCCCUCAAUAUGAAGUGA